Thamnophis elegans (Western terrestrial garter snake) is the source of this 1670-nucleotide messenger RNA. RefSeq names its product RNA binding motif protein 23 (gene RBM23). NCBI's taxonomy places the organism in Eukaryota, Metazoa, Chordata, Lepidosauria, Squamata, Natricidae. Gene Ontology annotation, cellular component: nucleus. The transcript has 14 exons. Gene Ontology annotation, biological process: mRNA processing. The record is from RefSeq and is a predicted model, not a curated record. Bases 381 to 1655 code for a protein of 424 amino acids. Gene Ontology annotation, molecular function: RNA binding.
CCCCCUUCGCGAGCCGAAGGAGAAGGGAGGGGUACGCUCCUGGAGGGAAGCAGCGUCCGACGCCAUCUUAGAAUCGCCGCUCCUCCUGCUCGUCGCGGCCGCGUCUGAGGAAGGGAGGCGAAGCGCUUCGGACCUGGGAAAAAAACAACACCCCGCCGGGGGUCUAGCGGCCAAAGGGGAGGGGGAGGCGGUGUGCUUGGUGGUUCGUUGCCUUGAGUUGGGGGCCAGGCAGGCCUCGAAGGGAGAGAGCGGAAGCCAGGACAAACUGCGGGAGUGAGGAAGGCCAGGCUGUGACCAACUCAUUUGCCUGCUAGAUCGGCUUCUCCACCAGCUGUUCCUGCGCCUCGGGGUGGUGGGGAGCCCACCCAUUUGGGCCAGCCAUGGAUCCGGCGUUCCCCAAUCCAUCCCGGGAUCCUACCCAAGAAGAUGGCAUGGCCUCCGACGACUUCGACAUCGUGAUAGAAGCUAUGCUGGAGGCCCCAUACAAGAAAGAGGAGGCCCAGCCAGGACCCUCAAAGCCACCAACUGAUCCCCCCACAGCCCAGCCGUCGCCGGAGGAACAAGGAAAAGAAGCAAAGAAGGACAGCGCCCCCAGCAGCAGCAAUGGGGAGAGCAGCAGCAAAAAGAAGAGGAGUCGUAGCAGGAGCCGUGACCACAGACACAGCCGUAGCCGGGACCGAGACCGUCAUCGUAGACGAAGCCGGAGCCGGGAUCGCCGCAGCCGUCAUCGGAGCAGAAGCCGCCAUCGGAGCCGCAGUCGAGAUCGUAAUAGGCGAGCCAGCCGAUCUCGGAGCCGAGAGCGCCGGCGGGAGGAAAGAGUCCGUUACCGCACCCCACCACCCCCAGGGCGACGGUUUGGUCACAGCAAAAGUCCCCUGUUCAGAGAGAAGAGUCCCCUCCGGGAGCCCCUGGGCAGCUUGAGCCCCGAAGAACGUGACGCCCGCACGGUCUUCUGCAUGCAGCUAGCUGCCCGUAUCCGCCCUCGAGACCUUGAAGAUUUCUUCUCGGCUGUUGGCAAGGUGCGUGACGUACGGAUCAUCUCCGACCGAAAUUCCCGGCGCUCGAAGGGCAUCGCUUAUGUCGAGUUUUGUGAGAUACAGUCGGUGCCGCUGGCCAUCGGGCUGACAGGACAGCGCCUCCUGGGCGUACCAAUUAUCGUUCAGGCUUCCCAGGCGGAGAAGAACAGGCUGGCUGCCAUGGCGAACAACCUUCAGAAAGGCAGCGGGGGCCCCAUGAGGCUCUACGUCGGUUCCCUUCACUGCAACAUCACCAAAGAGAUGUUGCGCGGGAUCUUCGAGCCGUUUGGCAAGAUUGACAGCAUCGUCCUCAUGCGGGACCAGGAUACCGGACAGUCCAAAGGCUACGGCUUCAUUACCUUCGCAGAAGCCGAAUGUGCCCGCCGUGCCCUGGAGCAGCUGAACGGUUUCGAGCUAGCCGGCCGGCCCAUGCGGGUGGGACAGGUCACCGAACGGCUGGACGGCACCACCGACAUCACUUUUCCCGACGGGGCUGAUGAACCCGACCGGUCAGCUCUGAGCUUGGGGACCACCGGCUCCCAGCUGCAGCUGAUGGCGAAGCUGGCCGAAGGUGAGAAAUUUGGAAGUGGGGAAUGGAUUCUGUUAUACGUUUGGAAAGGCACAGGAGGAAGGGAAUAAUUCCUUUCGGGAUCA